GUCACCUCAGAUAUUCGAUCCGUAUGGAAGUUCCCGGUUUCGAUGUUCAUCGCGAACAUCAACCCCAUGGAAGCAUGAUUCAAAGCUUCUUCGCUUUCUGUCCUUCACAGGAAACAUUAACAACAUCAGCUACAACUCACUUCAACAUGGAGUCAUGGGAUGGAAACUCAUCAUGUUCUCAAUUCUCACCCAACACUCAAUUCCAUCUAUUCUCACCCAAUGCAUCGUCCCCUAGCAACAAAGACGAGGCCAGAGUGUGUCAGCAGAGUAUCGUCUUCGACGAGAAGAGGCUGAAAAGAAUUAUAUCGAACAGGGAAUCCGCAAGGAGGUCGAGGAUGAGAAAGAAGCAGCAAAUCGAAGAGCUUCAGUCUCAGGUUAAUCAACUUCAAACAGUUAACCGUCAGCUAUCGCAAAAGGUGAUCAAUCUGUUGGAGAACAACCAUGAGAUCCUCCAAGAGAAUGCUCAGCUCAAAGAGAGUUUCUACCCUUCACAUGGUUCUUUCUGAUGUGUUUACACCUCUCAGGAAUUCGAACGAUUCCUCCAUGAAACCUAAAUCAGCUUCUUAGAGAUGCUAAUAUAAGCAUAAUCUAAUUCAGGUUAUACAUAUACAUAAUUGCAUAUACAAAGCAAGUUUUAAGGUUAAAAUGGAUGAUAAACUG
Hibiscus syriacus is the source of this 660-nucleotide messenger RNA. RefSeq names its product basic leucine zipper 43-like. Lineage: Eukaryota; Viridiplantae; Streptophyta; Magnoliopsida; Malvales; Malvaceae. Bases 24 to 506 code for a protein of 160 amino acids. Gene Ontology annotation, biological process: regulation of DNA-templated transcription. The transcript has a single exon. The record is from RefSeq and is a predicted model, not a curated record. Gene Ontology annotation, molecular function: DNA-binding transcription factor activity.